GUGCUUCCGACGGGGAAAAGUACGCGGCUCUAGUUGCCAUGGUAAAUCAGUUAAUCUGUGAUCUGUGGCGGGGUCUAUUUGAGUGAGCCGUGAGCGCGCACCUAUCCAGGAUUGGUUUCACCUGGUUUAAUGAAUCCGUGUCUGCUCAUCCUGGCUUGGUCUUUGUGCAACCAAUUAAGCCUGGACGCACAUGUUUUGGCUUCAUUGAGCUCAGCUGAGUCAUUUAUCCCGGAUGUCUUAAUUCUACUUUUGUGCAACAGGCCCCAAGACACGUGUUUUAGAAAGUCUCUUUGGAGGAGACCCCGGGUCCAAGAAUGUCGGACAGUGAGGACAGCGACUUCUCUGACAACCAGAGUGAACAAAGCAGCGAAGCCGAAGAGGUGGAUAAAAAUGAGGCAGAGGAAGAUGGCCAGGCAAGUUUAUCUGGCAGUGAUAAGGCAGCAGAAGAGGAAGGGGAAGACUUGGCAGAUGAGGAGUAUGACGAAGAGGAGGAAGAGGAUGAUGAUGACCGUCCCAGAAAGAAACCCAGGCAUGGAGGUUUCAUCUUAGAUGAAGCCGAUGUGGAUGAUGAGUACGAAGAUGAAGACCCGUGGGAGGAAGGCGCUGAGGAUAUUUUGGAGAAGGUUAACGAGGAAGCGGAGGUGUCCAACAUUGACCAUGUGGUCCUGGAUGAGGACAACUCUGGCUCCCGCAGGCUGCAGAACCUCUGGAGAGAUUCCAGAGAAGAGGCCUUGGGUGAAUAUUACAUGAGGAAAUAUGCCAAGCAAUCAGGAAAUGAUUUUCUUGGGGGUUCUGAGGAACUGUCUGAUGACAUCACCCAGCAGCAGCUGCUCCCUGGCGUCAAGGAUCCUAAUCUUUGGACGGUCAAGUGUAAGAUUGGAGAAGAGAGAGCAACUGCCAUCGCAUUGAUGAGGAAAUUCAUUGCCUAUCAAUUCACAGACACGCCCCUCCAAAUCAAGUCGGUAGUGGCUCCCGAACAUGUCAAAGGUUACAUCUAUGUGGAGUCUUACAAGCAGACUCACGUCAAGGCUGCAAUUGACGGAAUAGGCAACCUGAGGAUGGGCUUCUGGAACCAGCAGAUGGUUCCCAUCAAGGAGAUGACAGACGUCCUCAAGGUGGUCAAAGAGGUGACCAACCUCAAGCCCAAGUCCUGGGUCCGACUCAAGAGAGGCCUCUACAAAGAUGACAUUGCCCAGGUGGACUAUGUGGAGCCCAGUCAGAACACGAUAUCACUGAAGAUGAUUCCCAGGAUAGAUUUGGACAGAAUUAAGGCCCGCAUGAGCAUGAAAGACUGGUUUGCAAAGCGGAAGAAGUUCAAGAGACCAGCCCAGAGACUCUUCGAUGCAGAAAAGAUUAGGUCACUUGGUGGGGAUGUCAGCCAUGAUGGAGACUUCAUGAUAUUUGAAGCUAACCGCUACAGCCGUAAAGGGUUCCUCUUCAAGAGCUUUGCCAUGUCUGCUGUGAUCACUGAAGGAGUGAAACCCACUCUGUCAGAGCUGGAGAAGUUUGAGGACCAGCCAGAAGGCAUUGAUCUGGAGGUGGUGACUGAAACCGCAGGUAAAGAGCGUGAGCACAACCUCCAGGCCGGGGACAACGUGGAGGUGUGUGAAGGGGAGCUGAUCAACUUGCAGGGCAAGAUCCUGAGUGUGGAUGGCAACAAGAUCACCAUCAUGCCCAAGCAUGAGGACCUGAAGGAUCCGCUGGAGUUCCCAGCCCAUGAAUUGAGGAAGUACUUCCAUAUGGGUGACCACGUCAAGGUGAUAGCAGGCCGCUACGAGGGCGACACCGGCCUCAUCGUACGCGUGGAGGAGAACUUUGUCAUCCUCUUCUCUGACCUCACCAUGCACGAGUUGAAGGUCCUGCCCCGGGACUUGCAGCUGUGCUCUGAGACGGCAUCAGGGGUAGAUGCCGGGGGCCAACACGAAUGGGGGGAGCUGGUCCAACUGGACCCCCAGACCGUGGGAGUUAUUGUCAGGCUGGAGAGAGAGACAUUCCAGGUCCUCAACAUGCACGGCAAGGUGCUGAUGGUGCGUCACCAGGCAGUGAAUCGGCGGAAAGACAACCGCUUUGCUGUAGCGCUGGACUCUGAGCAGAACAACAUUCACGUCAAAGACAUCGUCAAGGUCAUCGACGGGCCACACUCGGGGCGUGAGGGAGAGAUCCGCCACAUUUUCCGAGGCUUUGCCUUCCUGCACUGUAAAAAGCUGGUGGAGAACGGGGGCAUGUUCGUCUGCAAGACACGCCACGUAGUGCUGGCCGGGGGCUCCAAGCCUCGAGACGUCACCAACUUCACCGUGGGAGGCUUCGCUCCUAAGAGUCCAAGUAUCAGCAGCCCCAUGCAUCCAGGUGGUGGUGGCCAGCAGCAGAGGGGUGGUGGAGGAGGUGGACAGAUGGGGCGUGGCCGGGGCAGGAGGGACAACGACCUGAUUGGACAGACCGUCCACAUCUCCCAGGGACCAUACAAGGGGUACAUUGGAGUGGUGAAGGAUGCCACCGAGUCAACAGCCAGAGUGGAGCUGCACUCGACAUGCCAGACCAUCUCUGUGGACCGACAGCGUCUCACCACAAUGGGAGCCAAGAGGCAUGGAGGAAUGACUUCCACCCACGGACGCACUCCCAUGUACGGUUCCCAGACCCCCAUGUACGGGACAGGCUCCCGUACCCCCAUGUAUGGCUCUCAGACCCCCUUACACGAUGGGAGCCGUACACCUCACUACGGCUCGCAGACCCCGCUGCAUGAUGGGAGCAGGACGCCGGGGCAGAGCGGAGCGUGGGACCCCAACAACCCCAACACACCGUCCAGGGCGGACGAUGACUUUGAGUUUGGUUAUGAUGACGAGCCCUCGCCGUCCCCUCAGGGCUACGGGGGCACGCCUAACCCCCAGACCCCUGGCUACCCAGAGGUGCCCUCGCCCCAGGUCAAUCCCCAGUACAACCCCCAGACCCCAGGCACCCCAGCCAUGUACAACACUGAACAGUACUCGCCAUACACUGCCCCCUCCCCACAGGGCUCGUACCAACCCAGCCCCAGUCCCCAGAGCUACCAUCAGGUGGCCCCCAGCCCAGUGGGCUACCAGAACACACACUCACCAGCCAGCUACCACCCCACCCCCUCACCCAUGGCAUACCAGGCCAGUCCGAGCCCCAGCCCGGUAGGCUACAGCCCCAUGACCCCCGGCGCCCCCUCCCCUGGCGGCUACAACCCCCACACCCCAGGCUCCAACAUCGACCAGACCUCCUGCGACUGGGUCACCACCGACAUCCUGGUGCGCGUUAAGGACACCUUCCUGGACAGCCAGGUGGUUAACCAGACGGGCGUCAUCCGCAGUGUCACGGGUGGCAUGUGCUCCGUCUUCCUCCAGGACACAGAGAAGGUGGUGAGCAUCUCCAGUGAACACCUGGAGCCUGUCACCCCAACUAAGAACAACAAGGUGAAGGUGAUUCUAGGGGAGGACCGCGAGGCCACGGGGAUUCUACUGAGUAUUGACGGGGACGACGGCAUCGUCAGGAUGGAGCUGGAUGACCAGCUGAAGAUUCUCAACCUCCGCUUCCUGGGCAAGCUGGAGCUCUGAGCCAUCACACCCCAACCUCACGCCCACAACACGCCCUCACUGCAAAGCAGCGUCACUCAAAACAAGCAGAAUAUGUGCCCCCGUGUUCACUAUCAAAGAUUAAAAUUGUCCGUAAAAAAUUUUUUCAGUCAAACUUGUGCUGUUAGUGAACUCCCAUUGGUUUUUAGUGCUCUGUGGUUGUAAUUUCUGUCUAUGCUUUACUUUUUUGUUAUAGAAACUACCUUUUGGUUAUGUGUGUACAGUGUCAAUUAAAUGUUAACUGUUG
This is a messenger RNA of Salmo salar (Atlantic salmon), 3837 nucleotides long. The record is from RefSeq and is a predicted model, not a curated record. Lineage: Eukaryota; Metazoa; Chordata; Actinopteri; Salmoniformes; Salmonidae.